GGCUUUAUGUAGGAAUUUGCGGGCGAUGUUUAACGGUUCACUAUAAAAUCACUUGUUACUUGUAUAAUUCCUAGUAUCUAAUCUUCACCAUUUUUUUUGAUAGAAAAGUUAACAACUAUCAAACAAAAGUAACAAGUUGCCUUCAUCAACACAUGUAACAAUCUUAGCUCUAAAGAAAUUCUCUCAAAAAAAUAAAAAUCAAAAUCAAAAUUAAAAAUUUGAGCUUGGGGCACAAGGACUAAAAUUAAUUAUAGAUUUUUUUAAUAUAAAAAAAAAGUGAGUAAUAAAAUUAAAAAAUAAUUAAAAUUAAAAAAAAUAAUUAAAUAAAACCCUUGGGAAGCUGAGUCUGUUGUGGGUUAAGUUAGUGAAUUAUCUCUCUCCUCUGCUGCUGACUGAAUAGCCGUACCAUCACUUCAAUGGCGGACUCUGCUAACCACAGAAAGAGAAGGCGAUUACUUUCUCAAAAAAAGCUUCUAUUAGGUGAUCAUGUCGAGGUUAGGAGUAUAGAAGAUGGAUUCCAAGGAUCGUGGCAUGCUGGAGAAAUCAUUGGUUUUGAGGAUGGAUGGCGAGAAGUUAAAUAUCUACAUCUUCUUCAUGAUAAUGAGGUUGACUUUUUAACGGAAGCUGUGGAAGUUUCUAGUUCAAUUGACCGAACCUCCAGCACAUCAGAAAAAUGUGACCGAGGUAGGAUUAGACCAAUACCCCCCACAUUUGGUAAAUUGGUAAAAGAGAAUCUGAACUAUGGUCUUUGUGUUGAUUGUUGGUAUCACGACGCAUGGUGGGAAGGUGUGGUUUUUGACUAUAAACAUGGUUCCAGUGAAAGGAAGAUAUUCUUUCCUGAUUUAGGUGAUGAAAUAAGGAGUGAUGUUACAAACUUACGAUUAACUCAUGACUGGGAUGAGAUUUCAGGUGAAUGGAAUUGUCGAGGGAACUGGUUGUUUCUGGAGAUCAUUGAGGAGUAUGAGAGGGAUAGAUUUAUCCCUGUUUCCCUGAAGCAAAUAUGGUACGAUAUGAGAGGAAGAAAAGAAUCUGGUGACAUUGGGGAGUGGCCUUUUCCUGUGAAGGAUAAGCUGGAAGACCUGGUAGCGCAGAUCAUUGAUGAGAAUUUAAGGGUAACUAUAGAUGCAUUUCUGAAAGGGUGUAUCUCUUCUGAAGCCAUGUCAGAAUUUCGUGAACCCUUGUCUGGUGCUGUUGUUCCUUCUGUAGAUAUUAGCCUUCGAGAUGUUGAUUCGACUAAACAGAAUGAUGCUGCCUUUACAAUGAUUGGCGUAUUGUGCAAAAAUGCUGAACUGGCAAUGGAUUUACAGGAUUUUACCCCCACCAACAAUCAAGUGGUUCCUGUACAACCCAAGGCUCUGUCAAUUAUAUGUUCAGAUCAAAACGGGCUUGAUGUUAACAUGAAGCCUUCUGCAGAGUCCCAGUUUAGUAAUAAAUCUAAAACUGAUGAGAAAAAACAGCUGCGGAUAAAAAUUAAGCGAAAUUUACAGCCUGAUCACAGUGAAAUGAACAUCGAACCUGAGUGCUGCCCUCAGUCUAUGUAUGAUUAUGCUCAGCACGAAAGGCCGGGAAACAAUUUGACUACCAAAGUCAGGAGCUAUCUCAGUUUUUUGGGUUAUAGGAUGGAACAGGUUGAUAAACUGAAAUCUGUACGUUACUCCUCUCCCGGAGGAGGAAGAACGUUCUAUAAUCUUCGCCAAUGUAUCGACUAUGAGAAAAAACAGGCAGAGAAUUCCUCCCUAGCAGUGGAAGAUAUUCGGAGUAGCAGUCUGAAGUGUACUUCACCGCUUAACGUAUCUAAAACCAGUAAAAAAGGCAGUCAAAAAGGACGGAGAAAAGUGUUGAAUCUUAAUAUUGAACCUAGAUAUUGCCCAGAAGCUGUACUCAAGUAUGUGAGAUCAUUGAAGACAAAGGACCCUUUAAGCAAGGCUCGUAGUGAAUUGCAGGAUGAAGCUAGGGGGCAUUUAUCAGCUAUUGGCUGGAGCUUCUGGCCUAAACUAAAGCAAGGAGUGGAGGAGUGGCGCUAUGAUUCCCCUACUACUAAUAAAACAUAUUAUUCACUAUUGUCUGCUUGUAAGGCGAUUGUAAAUGGUAUUGAGAUGCUUAGCUCUGGUCCAAUGGUAGAUGUACAAAGUGAAAACUCCAAAGGGCACUCUGUUGAACUUUCAUUAUCUGAUAAAGAGAACCACGGGCGAACCAUUUCUCAAAGAUGGGCCAAAAAUUUUCCUCGGGCUAUCAGGAAGUAUAAGGCUGGGAAAUUUGGAGAUAAUGGGUUUGCAAAGAGACGUUCUAUCAGAAAAUUGAGGACCAGUUUCUUAUCCAAGAAAAAGAAAGCCUUGGGUAAAGUAAGGACCAGUUCGAAUAGCUGUAACCCAUCUCGGGUGCUGCGAUCAAGCAAAAGAGUACGGCAGGCAGGGACUUGUAAAUCAUCAAAGGCCCCUCGGACAGUACUUUCGUGGCUGAUGGACAAUGGUGUGGUGUUGGGAAGGGAAAAAGUCCAAUACUGUCGGCAAGGGGAUGAUAAGCCUAUAGCUGAAGGAAGAGUUACUAAUAAUGGGAUAAGCUGCAGUUGUUGCUCAAAUAUUUUUUCUCUUAGUGGCUUUGAAGCUCAUGCUGGUGGCAACUCCCUCCGACCAGCUGCGAAUAUAUAUUUUACCAAUGAUGGGAAAUCUUUGGCUGAACGUCAAUUGGAGAUGAUGAGUCAAAAAAUCAAGAACAUACCUAGGGAACCACUGGAAAGGAGUAAGGGGAAACGACAUAAAAGCUGGAAUGACCACAUCUGUUCACUUUGUCACUAUGGUGGUGAAUUACUUUUAUGUGAUCGAUGUCCAUCAUCAUUCCAUAAAGAAUGCCUUCAUUUGCAGGACAAGGACAUUCCUGAAGGUAAUUGGUUCUGUCCAUCAUGCUGCUGUGGACUUUGUGGUGAGAGCUACUUUGAUAUGAAUGCAGAAAGUUCAACUAACAAAAGCGUGCUAUCUUGUCAUCAAUGCGAGCGGCAAUAUCAUGCUCACUGUGUAAGAGAAAGAGUGGAAGAUAAAAUAGAUAAUCAUCCUACGGAAAACUGGUUUUGCUGUAAAAUGUGCGAAAAGGUGCACUGGGGUCUCCAGCAGCUUCUUGGCAAACCCAUACUUGUUGGUCAUAAUAAUUUAACAUGGACAUUGAUCAAACCCAUGAAUUACCUGGCCUAUGAGCAUGAUGAUUGUGAUGUUGCUGCCAUUACAGAAAAUUACAGCAAGCUUGGUGUCGCUCUUGAAGUGAUGCAUGAAUGUUUUGAGCCUGUGAAAGAACCUCGAACCAGGCGAGAUCUUGUUGAAGAUGUUAUCUUCUGCAGGGGGUCUCCCCUCAAUAGGCUGAACUUUAGAGGAUUCUAUACAGUGCUUCUGGAAAGAAAUGAUGAGUUGAUUACUGUGGCAAUUUUAAGGGUGUAUGGUGACAAGGUGGCGGAAAUUCCACUUAUUGGUACCCGCUUUAAGCAUCGCCGGCACGGAAUGUGUCGAAUUGUUAUGCAAGAACUUGAGAAGAACUUAAUCGAUCUAGGAGUGAAGAGGCUGGUACUUCCUGCCGCUGCAAGUGUGUUAAACACAUGGACAACGGCAUUUGGUUUUAUUCCAAUUUCCGAUGAUGAGAGACGUGAAUUUCUGAGUUACAGCUUCUUGGAUUUCCAAGACACAGUUAUGUGCCAAAAACUUUUGAGAAAGCAUCCUUCACCUCUACUCCUCAUGUCUAGGGAUGUGUCUGGUGUCCAUCAUCAAACUCCGCGCAAUGUAGAAGGAAACAGUGUUAUUGAUGAUCCUGAAGGGAACAGUCCCAUAUCUGAAGUUUCCCAAGAAGACCAACUUGAAGGAGAAUUAGCCAAUGACCAGUAUGAGGAAUCAAAUGGUGGUGAUAAUGGUCAAGACACCCCUGUUGCUAUGGUGACUGAUACAAUCAAUCUAGGAGGUGAACUAUGCAACUCCUUGGAGUUUAAGGAGCAGAAAAUCGAACGCGAUAGAUGUGAAGGAAAUUUAAAGUUUUACACAAGAAAGAAGGCUGUUGAACUAAGACCUCCAGUUCCUCAAACUAACUGCUCCAAGGUAGAAGUAAGUUGUAGAUAGUUUGGACUUCUAAAGACUGCUAGUCCUCAAAUGCUUGUGCCUAAUACAGGUUUCAGUAAAACCCCCCCAGGCAUAAUCUGGUAAGAGUCGGUAUUGUGAUGUCGGGAUUUUGCUAUAAACCCAAUUUUGUAACCUCUCUAUGUAUUAGGAUAGUUUAUCAAAGCGAAGCUGAAUCAGAGGCGUUAGGGGAACCAUUUUUUGAAUAGUUUCUUGUACAGCUUCUGUUUCUUUUUCUGACAAAAUCCAUAAGAGCUUAUUUUGGUUAAUCUUCUGUUUGUAAAAUGCUCUUAGUGGAAAUUAAUUCUAAAGUGUAAUUGGAAUGCUAUCUAUAAUAAUUAUUUAUUUGUAAU
Messenger RNA from Chenopodium quinoa (quinoa), 4441 nucleotides. RefSeq lists its product as uncharacterized. Bases 417 to 4091 code for a protein of 1224 amino acids. Gene Ontology annotation, biological process: negative regulation of DNA-templated transcription. The transcript is spliced from 11 exons. The record is from RefSeq and is a predicted model, not a curated record. Lineage: Eukaryota; Viridiplantae; Streptophyta; Magnoliopsida; Caryophyllales; Amaranthaceae. Gene Ontology annotation, molecular function: acyltransferase activity, transferring groups other than amino-acyl groups; transcription corepressor activity.